Molecule: messenger RNA, 772 nt
Organism: Pocillopora damicornis (cauliflower coral)
Lineage: Eukaryota; Metazoa; Cnidaria; Anthozoa; Scleractinia; Pocilloporidae
Product: polycystin family receptor for egg jelly
Biological process (GO): detection of mechanical stimulus
Cellular component (GO): membrane
Molecular function (GO): calcium ion binding; calcium channel activity; protein binding
Source: RefSeq, a predicted model, not a curated record
AUGAAGGAUUUUUAUAAUAACAGUGAUAGUAAUAGUAAUGAUAAUACUACUGGUGAAAGAAGUGGUGCUGUCCCAGGUGAAUGCAAAUCGUACAAUGUUUUAAAUGAGCCGGGCAGAUAUUGGAGCAGUACUGGACAUCCUCUUUCAUGCGAUAAGAACCUUACCAGUGGCGGCUGGUACCGCUUCCAGGGUCCUGCUGGAAAAAUGAUGGCUACUCAUUGUAUUCCAAGACAAAGUUGCAACAGCCGCAUGGUCGGCUGGAUCGGUGGUGGCGAUCACCCCACCAUAGCUUACCAGAAGGUCACGAGAACAGUAUAUAUGCAUCACAAGUCAAGUUGUCAGUUCUUGUCUUACCCUGGGACGGAUAUACGUAACUGUAGUGGAUUCUACGUUUACAAACUGAAAUCAACCACCACAUGUUUCCAACGGUAUUGUGGUGUUAAUGAUGAGAACGAUGCAUGUUCUACCAAUCCUGGCUCAACUGCAUGUAUCUGUCCAUCUGGUUAUUCAGGCACUCCUUGUCGAGAUAACGAUGAAUGUACCACAGGAAGCCAUAAUUGUCACUCACAAGCCACAUGUACCAAUACUCCUGGAGCCUUUACAUGCUCUUGUACAGUUGGUUUUACUGGCAACGGUGUAUCUUGUAGCGAUAUCGAUGAAUGCACUGAUGGAGCCCAUGACUGUCACCAAGAUGCCGAUUGUGAAAACACAGAGGGUGAAUUUACUUGUAGUUGCAAACAAGGCUUCACAGGAGAUGGACGUCUAUGCACAG